Messenger RNA from Drosophila takahashii, 6167 nucleotides. RefSeq lists its product as uncharacterized. Gene Ontology annotation, biological process: cGMP biosynthetic process; protein phosphorylation; intracellular signal transduction. Gene Ontology annotation, molecular function: guanylate cyclase activity; protein kinase activity; peptide receptor activity. Lineage: Eukaryota; Metazoa; Arthropoda; Insecta; Diptera; Drosophilidae. Gene Ontology annotation, cellular component: plasma membrane. The record is from RefSeq and is a predicted model, not a curated record.
GAAAAUUCAUUCGACAUUCCGGCGCAAGUCGCGCGCUGGUUUCGAUUUGUGUUACGGCUGCUGCUGCCCCAAAAAUGACACUUGUGGCAGUCAAGGAUAUAUGAGCCUAGCAGUUUAAAAUUACCGAAAGGCAGUGGCUGGAACGCGAAGAAAGUCAAAUGGACGAAGCGUUUUAAUUACAUCCGGAAUAAGAAAUUUCCGGCUCUCUAGAAGUGCGUGUGUGUGCGUCCGGACGAAGUGUGGGUGUUGUAGACGGGUAAAGGACCUCAAACAGGCCAAAUCUCCUGCCAGACAAGCCAUUUCGGCUGUCGACAGUCAUCAAAGCGGCUUAAAGUUCCAGUAUCGAGUACGAAGCGUCUAGGACAAAAAGACGCACUUUUAUACACUGGGGAGCACUUUGGGCAACAACUGCAAUUUGCCAGCAAUAGAAUCGCAAUUAUGGCAAAUUCGAACAAAGCUUCGUCAAAGUUCAUUACCAGCAAUAAUAGAGGAAAUAACAACAAGUGCAUCUGCAGCAACGGCGAAAGGAGGGCCCACAAAAUGUAAUCGGGACAGGGCGCAUAACUGAAAAGGGCCCACUCAGCUGCGCAGUGGGCAACGGUCACGGGCAACAGCAAUAGCUACAACUGAAUCGCAACAAUCGACCACAAGCGCACACUACAGCCACCACAUCAAGAAACCAAACAAAAAUACGCAUCAUAAAUGAAGUUAACAAUCUGUCAAAUUGCUAAAUUAUUUCUGCUGUUGACAGCCUUCUUCUUUCUCAAUUCCCCCAGCGCAGUCUCUUUAGCCCUCGGCCCGAAUCCCACCUCCUUCUCCUCCCACUUCCGCCCAGAAACCGUCCUUGUCCUGCAAGCCGCCAAGACAGCUGCGGAUUUUGCUACAACGCCAGCUACACAAUCGGCUGCGGCUACGCGGACCUCCCUGACGACAGCAGCAGCAACAACACUUAGCAGCAAUUCAAUUUGGCCAACAGCAACACAAACAAAGAGUCCACGUAAUGCGCGUGGGGCUGAACGUCAGAAACGUCAGAAGCAACAGCCCGCAGCCCAGCAGCAGCGACAGCAGCAACAGCAGGGACAGCAGCGACAGCAGCAACAUCAGGGACGGCAGCAGGAGCAACAGGGACAACAACGACAAAGACGACAGCAUCAACAUCAAAAUCAACGACUGGCCGUUUUAAUACCUUCUUCGCUGCACGUUGACAUGACGCAUGUGCAACAGGGGUUCCAGAAUUUCCUCGACUUUUUCCAACUGCAUUUAUCUAAUGUCAGCGUCGAUUUUCUACGUGAUGUGGAUUUAAGUGGCUUCAUUAAAUUGCUCGAGCUGCCCAAAUACACGAGCGUUGUAAAGACUUUAAAUGCGUGCAUUAAUGUAGACACCAACGUGGAAGUAAACCUUAACGUGGAUGUGAACAAAGUCCAAAGGGGCAAGGAGGCUCGGAGUCAGUAUGCGAAUGUGGACGUUGACCCCCCCAGUCAGGCACGUCAGCAUCAUCAGCAAUAUUUGAAGCAGCAAAGACAGGAGCAAGAGCCCCAUCGUCAUAAUCAGCAGGACUCCAAAACGAAACAGUUGUCAACGGGAGAUGAGGCCUCCUUAUUAUCUGACUCGAAUGUCGAGUUUCGGUGGAACGACGCCCGCAGCUUCUCGGGUCACUGCCAUCAGCUGGCUGAGCAACUGGCCCUUGAAUUUAAUAAGACCGUGGUCCUGUGGCCCUGUCCGCGAAUGAAAAUCUCCAGCGAUUUUCUUCCAUCAUUUGAAGCCGUUUCCCUGGCCGUGCAAAGCAUUUCCAACAAGUUGAACUGGUCGCAAGUUGAUAUUUAUGUCGGCGGCGACAAUUGGGGCCUAGGACUAGCCAUAGCCGCGAACAUGCAUGUGCCGUAUCGCAUCGAAAUUCGCAGGACAAUACGUGACCUGCAUUUGAAGGAUAAGCCGGGCAAAGCAAUCAUUAUCACUGCCCCGCUGAACGAUGAGAGUACCACACGCCUGCUGACCAGCAUCGAAAGGGAGUGGGCGGGGCAGGCAAAAGAGGAUGCGCAGGAUUCGGGGUCCCCAAGGCGGCACACUAAAAUUUUACUCGUCGACAUGGCGGCCAGCUCGUUGGACAUCCAGCAUUGGUUCUACAAAUAUUUGGCACGGAUCAGUGAGUCAGUGACGGGCAGCUCCGGAGGUAACACGAGUUCUCCGGUCGGGCUGGUCAGCAGCAAUCUGUUGGUGCUGACUCUGCUAAGCGACCGACAUCGACACUUUCUGAAUGCGGCCGGAUUGAUGGCAACAAUCCGGAAUUUUCGCACGCCCAUCGGAAAUGUUGAAAAUGGAAACUACACGGAACCACCGCCCAGUGGCCUUCGCAAUGCAAGUCUGGAAAAACUGUACCCGUAUCGCAGCCUCUUUCCACUCUACGAUACGAUUGUAACUACUACCACCCAGUCGGAUACACCGGAAGCCAGUCCCAAAUAUGAUUUCGUGGUACUGGACAUUGUUUGGGACGUGCGGGCGGCUAGUUACAAGUGGCGACCUCUGCUCAUCCUGGAGAGCGACAGAGGGAGGAGUGAAGGAGGGUCAGGAGGCGGAGAGAGUGGCUCCUACAUCACCCACUCCGUUCAACCAGGGUACGACGAGUGGCUGCUGGUCAGCAGAGUCCUUUUGUGGCAGUGCGGCGCUAUUUGCUGGACCAUCGCGGCGAUUUGCGUGGGCCUUCUGGUCAUCAUCGUAGUGGGCAUUGUGGCCGCAGGGAUUGCGAUGAGAAACUACUUUUUACGGAAGCGGCUCUCCAAAGGUCCGAACAAGAUAGUUCUUUCGGCCAGCGACUUUGUCUUCCCCGUGGAUUCUCGAAGGGUUGAUGAGGGUAUAGAGGCCAUGCUCUGUUGUUGGCUACAGCAGCUGCAGGAGUUUGGUGGGCCUGAAGUAGAUAAACCGGAUCUCCUGAAAGGCUCCAUAGGCUCUCUUAAGAAUCUAGGAUUUGUGAUACCGGGUGCAGCUGGUCCGGGAAGUUCAGGCUCAGGCAUCACAGCCACGGCGAACGGGAAAGGUGCCUCCUCCGCAACGGGCAGUUUGGCCAGGCACAAUCCUGCCCAUUUAGACAUGAGAGCUCGAUACAAUGGUGAUCUUGUGCAGCUGAAGGAGGUGCAUAUGAACGGUUCCGCAGAGUUGCGUACCAAAGCGAUGGAUCUACUGGUUAUGGCCCAUGGCCUGAGGCACGAAAAUAUCAACCCCUUGAUUGGAUGGUUAUCCGAUCCCAAUCGGACGGCCAUGGUCUUCGAUUACUGCUCCAGGGGAUCGCUACAGGAUGUGCUAAUCAUGGAUGAGAUCAAACUGGACUGGUCAUUCCGGCUGAGCUUACUCACCGAUCUGGUGAGGGGUAUGCGAUACCUGCACACCUCUCCCUUGAGGGUUCAUGGAGCCUUGACCUCCAGAAACUGCGUAGUGGACGCCCGAUGGGUCUUGAAGAUCACUGACUACGGAUUGAACUCUUUUUACGAAUCGCAGGGACUCCCGCCAAGGCCCAGAAGUGCCAAGGAGCUGCUGUGGACAGCUCCAGAACUCCUACGGAGCAUGAAGCACCACCAGCAGCAACACCACCAUCACCACCAGCACGGACGUAUUCAGUUAGGGACCCAACUCGGAGACGUCUACUCCUUUGGAAUCAUCAUGCAGGAGGUGGUAGUCAGGGGGGAGCCCUACUGUAUGCUCUCCCUGGCUCCGGAGGAAAUAAUAGCCAAAAUCAAGAAGCCUCCGCCCCUGAUUCGGCCCUCUGUUUCCAAAGGAGCCGCUCCGCCGGAGGCCAUCAAUAUCAUGCGCCAGUGCUGGGCGGAGCAGCCCGACAUGCGUCCCGAUUUUAACUCCGUUUAUGAGCGCUUUAAGAUGCUGAACCAUGGACGAAAGGUGAACUUUGUUGACACCAUGUUUCAAAUGCUCGAGAAGUACUCGAACAACUUGGAGGAGUUAAUUCGGGAACGCACCGAGCAACUGGACAUUGAACGAAAGAAGACUGAACAGCUGCUGAAUCGCAUGUUGCCAAGCUCUGUUGCUGAAAAACUGAAGAUGGGCUUGGCCGUCGACCCGGAAGAAUUUUCCGACGUGACCAUAUACUUUAGCGAUAUUGUUGGUUUUACAACAAUCGCCGCACAUUGCAGUCCCGUGCAGGUUGUGGAUUUGCUCAACGAUCUCUACACGAUCUUCGAUGCCACGAUCAAUGCCUAUAAUGUGUAUAAGGUGGAGACAAUCGGUGAUGCCUAUAUGGUGGUGAGCGGUCUUCCCGUGAAAAUACCUGAUCAUGCCGAGCAGAUAGCUACCAUGGCCUUAGACCUGCUGCAUCAGAGUGGUCGCUUUAACGUGAAGCAUCUGCCCGGAGUUCCGCUCCAACUUAGAAUUGGCCUCCAUACAGGUCCCUGUUGUGCCGGGGUGGUUGGUCUUACGAUGCCGAGGUAUUGUUUAUUUGGAGACACCGUCAACACGGCCUCGCGAAUGGAGUCAACCGGAUCCUCUUGGCGCAUCCAUAUGUCCCAGGAGACAAGGGAUCGACUGGAGGCUCGUGGCGGCUAUGCCAUCGAGCCAAGGGGUCUUAUCGACAUUAAGGGCAAAGGCAUGAUGAACACCUUUUGGCUGCUGGGGAAAAAAGGAUUCGAUAAGCUGCUGCCAGCACCACCGCCUAUUGGAGAGUCGCACGGAUUGGAUGAGUCCCUGAUACGCAACUCGAUAACCCUGAAGGCGCAGGCCAACAAAUCUCGGACGAGCACUAAUCCUUCAUCUUCCCAGAGCUCCUCUCUGGCUGGGGAAUCCGUAGAGGUAAAGGUUGAGAUAACCCCACCUACCAACGCAGACCUGGGUUCCGGCGCCAAUCUCCCCAACUCGUACUCCCUGGACUCCAAUUCCACCAAUACAAUUAGCCCCAAUGCGACCCUCUGUCCGGAGUUUCCGGGAAAGACGACGCCCAGCAGUACAAGUCCUCAGUCACGCAAGCUCUCCGAACUGACGCCGGAUAAUCUGCUCAACCCGAACAGCUUCAAUCGGCUACCCAAUUCCACGGGAGGUUCCAGUUCCCGCCUGUACAAAAAGAUCGAGGAGAUGAUGGACCUCAGCUCGCCAUACAAUCAUUACAAAUGCCUCAGUCCCAGCGAGAGUAAUCUUACGCAGUUCUACGAUGGCAAAUACCUAUAUGGCAGUGCGGGGGGCGGAGCGGGAAGCGGCCAGGGGGGCGGCGGCGGCUGCCCCUCGAUAGUCGGAACCGGAAGCGCCUGUGGGGGAGCUGCCGCCCGGUUCGACAGCAAGCCCGGCUCCACUCGCCUGCUGCGUCGGCAGUUCAGCUUGGAUCGCGAUGACCAGCAGGCGAAGGGAGAGCAGCAGCACCACCAGCACUCCCUGCAGGCCACAACUUACUCGGCCUUAGUGGGGGGUGGUGGUGGGGGGGUAAAGAGCUCUAUGUUGGACAUACCCCUCUUGCACGACACCUCCAGAAGUCCCAAGGGUACGCUGACGCGGGCCCACAAGCAGAACUCCGCCUCUAUCACCCAGGAUCUGGAAAAAAUUGAGGAAAUCCCGCUGUCGCCGGCCUCCUCGCAGCACCACAGUAGCCUGGACAGCAACCUCAACCGCAGUCCGCCCUCGACGCUGGAGGCGCAGUCGCCGCCUCUCCCGCCCAUCAGUCCGCCCCAGCUCUCCGCUCCCACAUCGCCGGCUCCUUCCAGGACCUUGAAUCGGAUUUUCAGCCACGGCAGCAAUAGUGCCAACAGUGGCUCCCAGUCCCAAGAAGCGGCCAACAACAAUAAUGGCACCCAACCAGGGCCAGAGCUAACCCUCAAUGUGGAUCAGCUGCUGAGCAGAUAGGGCACAAUCUAAGGUCUCCAAGAUAGGGGGCCGAUCAAAGCUUUAGGUCUCAUCCGAACCCAGUUUGAAUGUGCGAGUGUGUGAAUGGGCGGGAUGUCGUAUGAGGGAAAUGUGUCCUUACAUCCUUGCUCCACUGACGAGUUUAUAACAGAUGCGAUACAAAAAUGUGACUCAACUGGCACAAAUUAAUUUCAGUCGUUUAAUUAUUUUAACAAAAUUAUCUUAAAUUGCUUUGCGUGUUUUCCAAAAGUAUGGCAUUGACUUUGUUUCAAUAACACUGUGCAACAUCUAAAAUUUUCCUCGAUGGAUGCUUUUGAAACACAGGGCGGCAACGCUACUAC